Centropristis striata (black sea bass) is the source of this 2343-nucleotide messenger RNA. Its product is annotated as zinc finger protein 501-like. Bases 473 to 1705 code for a protein of 410 amino acids. The record is from RefSeq and is a predicted model, not a curated record. The transcript has a single exon. Gene Ontology annotation, biological process: regulation of transcription by RNA polymerase II. Gene Ontology annotation, molecular function: RNA polymerase II cis-regulatory region sequence-specific DNA binding; DNA-binding transcription factor activity. Lineage: Eukaryota; Metazoa; Chordata; Actinopteri; Perciformes; Serranidae.
GUACCAAAGUAUCAAAAUAAACGGAAAAGUACUCGUUAUGCAGAUUGUUUUAUAUAUUCUAAGUAUAUUAUUUAUUAUUGUUGAUGCAUUUAUGAAGCUGCUUUUAAUUUUCUCGAGGUUCAUUUGAACUUUUUAAUAUUCUGUUAUGAUGUUUAAUGGAAAAUAAACAGUCUAAUCACUUGAAACUGAUCCUGUUUUUAUGUUUCAGGAUCUGAAGCUGUCAGAUAAAUGUAAAAAUAUAAAGUUCAUAAUAUGGAAAUACUCAAAUAAAGUACAAGAACCUCAGUUACAUUCCUCCAUAAAGAAUAUUCUGGACUUAUUCAGCUGUCAGUCAAACCAGUCAUCUCCCCGUUGAACCCUAUGAGGAACAAAGAGGUAAAACCAGAGACUUCUUUAAAAGAACCUGAAAACCUGCUGACGAGGUUUCUGGAUCCUGGAACCAACCAGCUGUUCAAAGUCCACAUUUAUAUUAAUGAUGAUUCUGUUUUAUGUUUCAGAUUUACCUCCAGACGUCCAGAAAGUGGUUGUUGUUAAAGAGGAGCAGCAGGACUGGAGCUGCAGCCUGGACCAGGACCAGAACCAGGACCAAGACCAAGACCUGAACCAGAACCAGAACCAAGACCAGAACCAGGACCUAGACCAGGAGCCCCGACACAUUAAAGAGGAGCAGGAGGAGGUGUGGAGCAGUCAGGAGGGGGAGCAGCUUGAAGGUCUGGAGGAGGCUGAUAUCACCAAGUUCUCCUUCACUCGUGUCCCUGUGAAGAGUGAAGAUGAAGAAGAGAAACCUCAGUCCUCACAGCUUCAUCACACACAGACUGAACACAUGGAAACAGAAGCUGCUGGAGAGGACUGUGGAGGACCAGGACCUCUCAGGACCGACUGUGGAGGACCAGGACCACUCAGGACCGGCGGUCCAGAGGAGCAGACUGGAGACUCUUCUGAACCGGAGACUGAUGACAGCGCAGACUGGGAGGACUCCACAGAACCUCCUUCAGGUUCAACCGCUGAGAAACCGUUCAGCUGCUCCGAGUGUGGGAAAUGUUUUGGAACCGGAGGAUAUCUGAGGAGACACACAAGGUCUCACACCAGAAGGAAACCGUUCAGCUGCUCCGUUUGUGAGAAGUCUUUCACGUCCAGUGGACAUCUACUGGCACACACCAGAACCCACACGGGAGAGAAACCGUUCAGCUGCUCUGAGUGCGGGAAAACCUUCGGAACCAACCAACAUCUAAAGAAACACGUGAGAACUCACACGGGGGAGAAACCGUUCAGCUGCUCCUUCUGUGAGAAAUCUUUCUCCCAGAGCGGACACCUUCAGACGCACCUGAGCGUUCACACGGGAGAGAAACCCUUCAGCUGCUCAGUGUGCCACAAAGCUUUCACACAGAGUGGAAGUUUACAGAAACACAUGAGAACUCACACGGGAGAGAAACCGUUCAGCUGCCCCAUCUGUAAGAAGUCUUUCACCCAGAGCGGACACCUACCUGCUCACCUGAGCGUCCACACGGGGGAGAAAACCUUCAGCUGCUCCGUCUGUCUCAAGUCCUUCACAGAGAGCAGAAACUUGAAGCGACACAUGAGAACCCACACGGGAGAGAAACCAUUCGGCUGCUCCCAGUGCGGGAAAACAUUCACAACCAACCAACAUCUGAAGAAACACGAGAGGACUCACACGGGAGAGAAACCGUCCAUCUGCAGCGUGUAGAGCUGUAUUGUAUUGUAAAUAUUCUGACCUGAGUUACAGGAAACCAGCAGGAGUCCAAAGAGGGACGCUCCGGACCAGGUGGACAUGUUGGACACACAGAGACUGAAGGGUCCUUUAUUGUUGUGCUGAGUUGUGCUUUAAGGUAACUCGGGAUGGGAAUAGUUGAUCAAUGAUGGAGUUUUAUCUGUUGCUUGUCUGUCCGUCCUGGGAGAGGAUCCCUCCUCUGUCUCUCCAAGAGCUUUCUUCUUCUUUUUCCCUCUUAAAAUGGUCUUUAGAGGAGUUUUUCCCUGUUAACCCUGCCUCAUGGGACUUUUCCAGAACUUAUAAAUCAUGGUGAAGAUGACUAUAGCGGAGGGAGCUCAGAUAUAACAGCUAUAAGCUCUCAGAUACUUUUUGAAUUUCAUUUCUAUCUGCUACAGAGGCUGAAAAAUCUAUUAUUUAGUAGGAAGAGUUGACACUUCUGUUGAAUUUACAGAAAAACUUCAGGUUUUAGGGGCUUAUUUCAAAAUCGCCCAGAGGUUUUACAGGCAGUUUUUACAGCCGUUUUAGCACUAAAUGGGUUAAAGGGGUCUUUAGAGCAGUUUUCACCCUGUUGUUAAAAGGGUUUUGAUGAGUUUUUCCCUGUUCCUCUAAAAACC